AUGUCCCAGGCUUCGCGUCAUGUCAUCAGUGCCGAGUUUCUGGCUGAGGCGAUUUGGGCCAGCACAUUUUUCCUUCUGGUCUACAUUAGUCUCCAGCUGGCGAUGCUCAAUCUUAUCCUCGCUGCUGCCGGGACUGCAAACUUUGAUUCUUUUGUUGUGUCCAGGCCAGACAGGAACCGCAAGGUCAUCGUCGAGCGGGCUGCGAGCGCCAAGGAGCUGGACCUUCAUCAGCAAGCGCUAGCAAAGGAGGAAGAGAUGAUCCAUGCCAAGGAAAGCCUGCUGAAGCUCUGCCGGUUGAUGGACAGCGACAAGAGCGGCAGCUUGGACUUGGAGGAGAUCAAGACGGGUUUCAACACCAAUCCGAAGUUUGCGAGUUCAUUGGUGUCCAUGGGGGUGUUCCUCGAGGAUGUGGACCUGCUGUUCGAGGUCUUAGAUGUCGAAG
This is a messenger RNA of Symbiodinium sp. CCMP2456, 442 nucleotides long. NCBI's taxonomy places the organism in Eukaryota, Dinophyceae, Suessiales, Symbiodiniaceae. The record is from the annotation of a GenBank genome assembly.